This is a messenger RNA of Physella acuta, 1363 nucleotides long. RefSeq names its product somatostatin receptor type 5. Gene Ontology annotation, molecular function: G protein-coupled receptor activity. NCBI's taxonomy places the organism in Eukaryota, Metazoa, Mollusca, Gastropoda, Physidae. The record is from RefSeq and is a predicted model, not a curated record. Gene Ontology annotation, biological process: G protein-coupled receptor signaling pathway. Gene Ontology annotation, cellular component: plasma membrane.
GACGGACGCUCGUGCAUUACCAGCUGACUGCACGUACUGAGCGCUGUGUUCGAUGUUUGGAGUACUCACCCUUUAUUUCCAACGUCCAAGUUUGUCAAGUUUCGUGACACAGCACCCUACCAGAUCUACACUGACCGCCAUCUUAACGUCUGCUGACCGGGGCACCAGUCACAGGCCAAAUCAUGGCGUCAACAGUGACGUCAGUCGUGACGUCACACAACGACAGUAACGUGACGAACGUGACGGGUCAGGCGUCCAGCACGUGGCAGGAGGGUGACCUGUUCACGUGGCACGGCGCCGAGCUCAUCCUCCUGCCCUCCAUGAUGCUGCUGGGCAUCAUGGGAAACCUCCUCGUCUUCUAUAUUUAUCACUUCCGGUGGAGAAGCAACACGGUCACACUUUUCAAGCGGAUGUUGGCCGUCCUGGACCUGGCCAAUCUACUUUUGGCCAUGCCGUCUCUGCUGUACAUCACGAUCCACCCCCGGAGCAGCACGUUCAUGGCCAACUGUGUGUUCACGUCCUUCGUGGCCCUGAGUACGGCCUGUGCCUCGGGAUGUGUGCUGGUCAUUAUAGCCACGGACAGGUUCAUGAAGCUCUGCCUCCUGCGUAAGACUGGGGUGGGGGUGUUACUGAGCAAGAAACUGUUCGCGGCCAGUGUGGUAGGGUCGGGCCUGAUGAACAUCCCGUGUGGAUGGAUCUUCGGGCGGGACACGGUCUCCUUCUACAACUACAAUGUCAAGGUCAGCUACUGCUUCAUCCACAGCGACAGCAAGCAGGGGGGCGUGUUCGUGGCCUACGCCUCCAUGCUGGGCGUGGUCUUCCUGACGGUCAGCGUGUCGCUGUUUGUGCUGUAUGUCAAGGUCGUGCGAUCGCUGCAGGCUCUGUCUGAGAAACACGAGGAACUCAAGCGGCGGCCCUCGCUGGCGGGCGGCUGCGAGACCAUCAAGAGACAGAAACAAACAAAACUGAUGCGCAAGUCCGCAGUCGUCUUUAUCGUCAUCACUGUCGUCUUCUUCGCCAGCUACGCGCCCUACUUCGUCACCAUGAUCAUCUCCAUGGUGGCCGAGACGGUCGAGGGCAGCUUUAGCCCGCUGGCCAAGUCCUUCUACGACCUGGCCAAACUGAGCCCACUGGCCAACAACGUGGCCAACCCCUUCAUCUACAGCUUCACGUCCGACCACUUCCGGGAGGAGGUGAAGAACAUCUUCACAUUCAAGAGCUGCAAGAAAGGUUUCUUCAGUCGGCGGAACUUCUCCUUCAGGAAGUCUUCGACUGAUCGAUCUCGUGAGACAUCACAAGACUCGCGAGAAGAGGACUAGUCAGUGGGGAUAUGUGUGGGGGACAUGUGUGUGGGACAUGUGUG